Phragmites australis (common reed) is the source of this 805-nucleotide messenger RNA. Its product is annotated as mitochondrial pyruvate carrier 4-like. The transcript is spliced from 6 exons. Gene Ontology annotation, biological process: pyruvate import into mitochondria. The coding region runs from base 204 to 536 and encodes 110 amino acids. The record is from RefSeq and is a predicted model, not a curated record. Gene Ontology annotation, cellular component: mitochondrial inner membrane. NCBI's taxonomy places the organism in Eukaryota, Viridiplantae, Streptophyta, Magnoliopsida, Poales, Poaceae.
CCUUCCCUACCCUACCCUCCCCGUUCCCACCCACCCUCGACAUCCACACCACCAACCAAACAGAUCCCCGAGGGAGACCGGCGCCGCCGAGCCCUCGCCGACUCGCUCCGCCGUCCCCGAAGACGAAGCGAUCGUAAGGGGGGCAGCAGAAGGAUUAAGUGGGUGAAAUUGCCCAAAGGACAGGAAAUUGUGCAUUAGUUUGAAUGGCUUCUUCAAAGCUCCAGGCCUUUUGGAACCAUCCAGCUGGCCCUAAAACCAUUCAUUUCUGGGCGCCAACAUUUAAAUGGGGUAUCAGCAUUGCCAACAUUGCUGACUUUGCUAAGCCACCUGAAAAGAUAUCCUAUCCUCAGCAAGUUGCUGUUGCCUGCACUGGAAUAGUUUGGUCAAGGUACAGCCUGGUUAUCACACCGAAAAACUGGAACCUCUUCAGUGUUAAUGUUGCAAUGGCUGGUACAGGCCUGUAUCAGCUUUCACGGAAGAUAAGGCAAGAUUACUUUUCUGAUGAGAAGGAUGCUGCUGCACAACUGGAAGGGUAGCGACGACCGACACAAAUAACUGAUUAAAACGAUCUAGAGUCUUGGGAGUCAUUCUGGGCUGGAAAGGCAUGGCUUUCAAUCCAGGACAGGGAUCUGUUGUUUGUUUCCAUGUUCUUCUGCAGUCGUGAGAAUACCAAUGUAAAAUUUUUUGCCAAAACAAAUCCAUGAAAUAAUCUUCUUGUGCAUUUGUGGAGAAGAAGAGGAAUCAUACAGAUGUAUCUUUAAAUGUUUUGCUGUUGCUCAGUCGAAAUCUAUGUUUGGGAAUUCAA